AUGUUCGCCCUUCUCGAGGCCCUGCUCGACUAUAACAACCACGUCACGCUGUUCCAGCGUAUGAUGUUCUUGAUGUCCUUUUGCCUUUCCGGAAUCGUUCUCGCUGUACAGGCCUCCCAAGCUGGCGAGGAGGAUCAUCGACGCAUUCAGUGGACGCGCUUGACGGACCAGAGCCGGUAA
Colletotrichum spaethianum is the source of this 180-nucleotide messenger RNA. RefSeq lists its product as uncharacterized. The record is from RefSeq and is a predicted model, not a curated record. Bases 1 to 180 code for a protein of 59 amino acids. The transcript has a single exon. Lineage: Eukaryota; Fungi; Ascomycota; Sordariomycetes; Glomerellales; Glomerellaceae.